Rhineura floridana is the source of this 1281-nucleotide messenger RNA. RefSeq lists its product as uncharacterized. The transcript is spliced from 4 exons. The coding region runs from base 233 to 913 and encodes 226 amino acids. The record is from RefSeq and is a predicted model, not a curated record. NCBI's taxonomy places the organism in Eukaryota, Metazoa, Chordata, Lepidosauria, Squamata, Rhineuridae.
AGAAGAACAGCUUGACUGAGAAUCCUAUCCCUAGACAGGAGUGUAAUGUCUAUAUGCCUCCGAGUCUGCGGUGCCACAGGCAAUGAUUUUGAUAGGGUUUCCACCACUUGUUUUGUUGUUUUUAUUCUAAUCAAGUUGGUAAUAGGCUCAUGAAAGCGCCUGGCCUGGCAAGUUCUCAUAAACUUUUGUCUACUUUGAGGGGGAGAAAGGUUCUCUUUUUGCUUUGAAAAGCAUGGCUGUCUCCUGCUGCUGCUGUCCCUGGGUCUCAGUUGCUUCAAGCGAGAGAGAACCUCUCAGUACACAGCUCUCCAGACAAUCUCACCAAGACACCAGAAGUGUUCUCUUCCAAGAGAAGCCCUUCACUGUGAAACGAGUCUAUGUGACUGACAUUGACACACUAUUUACCAACAUCAUUGAGGCUUUCAACAAGCAGCAAGCCGAUUGCUUGGCUAUCCGCGCAGCCAUCCAGGACCUCAAAGAAACAUCUUGUUGUUCGCCUGUAAGCAGCCUUUCCGUAUGCAUAGAGAAGAUACAGCAGGAGCAUAGUGCUUACAACGUGCAGGUGCAUAUGGAGGGAUAUAGGUUCUGGCUGGAUUCAAGGGAGAAGGACGUCCCUGAGAAACUAGAGUGGGCUCAGCAGCAGGUGGGAGAGCUGAACCGUGCCACCAAAGGAGUCAUCAGUACCGAAACAAAGCUCCAGGAAAUGAUCAGCUUGGUGCUUCAGAGCCAGGAGAUGUUGGUGGAGAGAGUGAAAGUCACAAACCCUGAAUACCUAGACCAGAUACGGCUAGAAAGAAACCUGAGAGAAAAUAUUGAGAAAAUAAGUCUGGCCAAACAGUUUUCGAAGCAGUAUAGAGAAGAGGCCAAUAGUGUGCUAGUAGAAAUAUCCAAGUCAGCAAACUUGACCUUGUAAAAAGCAUUGAGAAUGAACCUGUUCUAUUCUGCCUUUCUUACCACAAACAUGAAUUAAGGUACUUGUGACAGAAAAGCCGUUUGGGCUAUACUUCAGACACACAAGUUACACAGAAGGUAAUAGUGAUCUCAAGUUUUUUUUGGGAGGAAGCUGAUGCAAUCACAUGCUAGAAAACAGGCAGAGAUGUCACAUGCAGUUGUUCUCCAGACCCCUCCCCCCAAUAAAUUAGUGGCAAGAAUUAGGUGGUUAGGUUUCACUUUCUACAUUGUAUCAUAUUUCAUAUGGAAAUAUUUAACUCAUAGCAGAAUAAUCUAUGAAGGCAUAGGGUUAGCUCUGCAAAUUAACAUCAGUGCAUAGCUGGAGUAAUU